GGAGAACCCGGCAGCCUCUUCCGCGCGGAGUUUAAAGAAAUUCUGGGCAAAGUCGGCCGCUGAUCGUGGUCAGAGCGGUCUUCCUGGAGUCUUGCUCAAGUCUCUCCUGCUGCAGCUUCUGUGCUGGCUGAGGAGAGCGCCCAGACGACGGCAAGAUGACGGUCGGGAGUCCGGGAGACUGCGGGGAGGUGCGGAGGAGCCCCGAGGGCCGCGUCGCUCGCCUGGGCCGCCGCCUGGGCCGCCGCCGGCUGCCGCGCUCCCCGCCGGAGCCUCUGCGGGUGCGGGCGCGGCUGCGGCUGCGCUCGCCGUCGGGGGCUUUCGCGGCGCUGGGGGCGCUCGUGGUACUGGUAGGCAUGGGCAUCGCGGUGGCCGGCUACUGGCCGCACCGCACAGGAGCCCCAGGGCCCCGGGCUGCCAAUGCCAGCGCACCCCCCGUGAGCGAGCUGCGACGUGAGGGUCGCGGGGCCGGCCGGGCCCAUGGCCCGCACGAGCGGCUGCGGCUCCUUGGGCCUGUGGUCAUGGGCGUCGGUCUGUUCGUGUUCAUCUGCGCCAACACGCUGCUCUACGAGAACCGAGACUUGGAGACGCGACGGCUUCGCCAGGGGGUGCUUCGGGCUCAGGCGCUCCGGCCCCCCGACGGCCCAGGCUGGGACUGCGCGCUCCUUCCCAGUCCCGGUCCCAGGACUCCCCGAGCCAUAGGCUGUGCGGAGCCAGAAAGUUGGGACCUGUCCCCGCGUCGGGGUACCUCACCUGUCCCGUCAGUGCGGAGUCUGCGUUCAGAACCUGCUAAUCCUCGCUUGGGGUUACCUGCCCUGCUCAACAGUUACCCGCUGAAGGGCCCGGGGCUGCCCCCACCCUGGGGUCCACGGACUCAGACUGGCCAUGUGAUUAUCACCGUGCAGCCCUCUGGUUCCUGCAUUGAACACUCCAAGUCUCUGGAUCUGGGCCUUGGAGAGCUCCUGCUUGGGGCCCCAGCAGCUCGGGACUGUGCUCACCGAAGCUGGCCACGACUGGACCGCCUCAGUCUGGGGGGUUAUGCCAAGUUGGGAGGAGGCGGGGACUUGGGGGCCCAGGUUUGAGGAUCAGGCGACAACCUGCUAUGAGGCUGCAGCGUGGACCAUGGUAACAGGACCAGGAAUCCCAAUGUCUAGUAGAUGCUUCAGUCACCUCCCAGACUGGGGAAUGGAUGCGCGGGACCCAGCAUCCCGAGCUGCUAAGGCAUCCUGAGAAAUGGCAGACAAUAGCCAACUGCACAAAGUUGCAAUAACCUGGAGAUAAUGUGUUUUAAUGUGGAGUCUGGAGACCAGCAUGACUCAGCCUCAGGAAUUCCUUCAGCCUCCAAGUGGCCUUAGCCUUGGACAGGUACCUGAGGCGGCUAGAGGUCCAAGCCAGGGUGAUUGGGAGAUGCACCUGGUGUCUUGGCAAUCCCAGAGUGGUGGGCAAGGACCCCCUAAGACUUGGGAGGCAGGUUGAGAUGUUACAAGCUGGGACAGGCUCUCUCCAAGGUGGCACUGGUGAUGGUAUUUGGACCUCUAGGAAGAUGGGCAAUAGGGUAGAAUUGAGCCCCUUCACUGCCAUCUGGGAUGGGAACCCUUUCUUCCCUCAGCCAUGCAGGGUACAUCCCACUAAGGCUACACGACUGCCAAGCCUUCAUGCUGAGGGGUUAGCCCCACCCCAAAUAGGUCUGAGAAGCCCCCUUCUCUCCUUUGUCAUGGUCUGUGCUGCAAAAUCUCCCUCCAGUUGGCAAAAAGCAUUCGCCAAUUCUCAGAAAUCCUUUUAUACAACAUUCAAGCUGCAUUUUGGCCAAUGUGGGUAGCUUACUUUAGAAAAUGGCUUGAAUUUGGGUCUAAAAUUUCCCAAAUUGCUGGUAGGGGAAGAGAACUUUAAAAGUUGAUUAAGCCUCAGAUUCAGUCCUUUUUUUUUUUUUUUUAAAGUUUAUUGAAAAAUGCAGGACAAGAAGCAAGACCAAACACGUAUCUAAACACUACAGCCACUUCUCUUACUACAAAAGGCCAAAACAGCAGACCUAAUUAUUGCCUAUUUAAUCUAAGGAUUUUGCCAAUUUGAUUCUGCUGCCAUAGUUCCUAUUUUGUCAAGAAAUGUAAACAACUACUUGAUAUGAUUCAUAAUUUUUAAAAAUUUUACAAAGCUCCUUCAUUUUUGUCACCAAAAUAAUACAUUUGAGAAAGAUUUGUAAAACCACCAGCCUGGGGCUGAGAUCCUGGGCAGGUGUUUCCUAUGAGCAUUUCUCGGUGUUGGUCAGGCCACAGCUCUGGCUCCAUUUCCCAAGGGGGACUGUUGUCCCCUCACCCUUGGCUGCCCUGCAGAACAUAUGGUGGGGGCCCAGGGAGGGGGACAAAGAUGCCCUGACAGACCUCUGCAGCCAGGCUGUGUGGGCCCUCAGCUGAUAAAAUGCAGGUCUAGCUUGGUAGGUGGGUGGGAGGCAGAGACCUCAUGUGGCUUGGAGGAAGUCUUUAUUUCUCAAGUGAAAUAAAAAUAAAGUCGCAGUGAGAGUUGUUACUGUGGUGUGUCUGAGUCACUUUAAGAAAACUGCUGCCAAGUCCCCUCUGCAUUUCCACCUGGACAGAGUCUGUUUUUCUUCUCUCUCUCUCUCUCUCUCUCUCUCUCUAUCUCCCCCUCUCUCUCUCGCUCGCUCUCUCUCACACACACAGACAACUGCAGGAAGAAAAAAACCCAAACUAUUGCCCAACCCCAGGAUCUGGUACCAGAGAGGAAGGAAAGAGAAAGAGGCCUGGAAGGACACCCCUCGUGCUAGCUUGUCUAAAUCAUGGCUUCUCAGGGUUGGAAGGGCAUUACAGAUCUUCUGGUCCAAUUUAUAGACAAGGAAGCAGAGCGGAGAAGUGUACUGUGUUGGUGACAGAGCUGAGGGCAAGGUUUGGCCCGAUGCAUGGUCCCGUGCUCUGAAAGCUGCCACACUGAUCUGGAUAGCACGGAAUAUUCAGUCUGCCAGAUUUCUAGUGCACUGUGCUCUCUUCCUUUUCCCCAUCCUCUUCAUUCCACAGGUUUUGGCUUUGGGAGUCAUAGUAGCUUUUAGCAGGACAGCAGGCCACUGGGAAGUGAGCUCACGUUACAUGCUUGUUUGAUGUGAGCUGGACUUCUGACCUCACCACCACUCCUGGCAACACAGCCCGGGCUUGGGCAUUACCCAGAAAACCCCACCAUUUCAGACGCCAUGCCCACAGGCUUUAAAUCUGUUCCUGAGAUAGGACAAUCUCCCCAAGCCUGUCACACAUCCCACCUGAGCUCUUCCCUGCCCUUCCCCAGAGAAAGCUGCCUGUUGGUUAAUAACAACCUCACAUAACUACUAAAAAAAAAAAAUGCACGCAUAUGAAAUCAGCUCAAACCAACUGAGUUCG
Rhinolophus ferrumequinum (greater horseshoe bat) is the source of this 3377-nucleotide messenger RNA. It is a transcript of the gene TMEM200B, whose product is annotated as transmembrane protein 200B. The coding region runs from base 156 to 1079 and encodes 307 amino acids. Lineage: Eukaryota; Metazoa; Chordata; Mammalia; Chiroptera; Rhinolophidae. The record is from RefSeq and is a predicted model, not a curated record. The transcript has 2 exons.